This is a messenger RNA of Botrytis byssoidea, 1416 nucleotides long. RefSeq lists its product as uncharacterized. The transcript has a single exon. The coding region runs from base 1 to 1416 and encodes 471 amino acids. The record is from RefSeq and is a predicted model, not a curated record. NCBI's taxonomy places the organism in Eukaryota, Fungi, Ascomycota, Leotiomycetes, Helotiales, Sclerotiniaceae.
AUGAUGAACUUGGACAAAAUAUCUCCACAAGUUGAGAAGUGUAUCGUGAAUAUGGAUGUUUCCAGGGUCUUACAAAUCUUCACCUCGCUUGGGCAAACCGACAUCGUAUGUUCCCUAAACGAGAAAUUCCGGACAAGUCGUAUGGAGUUUGACAAUACUUUACUCACCCUCGAAUAUUAUGUACAACGAGGAUUGAAAACUCAGCGAUAUCUUACGGAGCAGAUGAGAACUGAUACAGAUCCGUCUGAUUGGCCAUACGAUCCUAAGAUAGACAAUCCCUUCACAAACAUCGAAGAGAGACUUAUGAAUAAGUUUGGGACGCGAUGGCCCACGGUGAGUGGCGCUUUAGAUAUGAUCCACAACAAAUUUAAGCACUGUGUGGAGAAAAAAGAAUGGAAAGAUUCCACAGGGCUGACAUAUCGCGCCUGGGUUACUGUCGAUGUUUGUCCUGACAAGAUUCUAUGGGGCGAAAAUACCUCAGUAUUUGAAAGUGAGCAGUUCUUGUCACGUUUGCGACCAAAAUUCAUGGUUUUUUACCCAGGGCUGGUCAACCUCGCAUUUUUGGAGGAAAGUCAAAUCGAAGAGCUGGAAAGGAACAAAUAUCAGUUCGACGACAAAUGGAGAGACAUGAAGUUUCGCAGAAAAGUUACGGACACAAUUGCCAAGGUUAUAGGACGCUGUAAUAGCAUCGGCAACUUCCUCUUCAAUUGCGAUAGUCACUUCAGAGGGGAAAAGCUUGAUCGAAGGUGCAAGAUUAUGUAUGAGGAGUUUUGUGUACAGAGAAAAAGGUUAGAAAAUGCCGAUACGCGUAAUUUCAGCGAUUUCUUUUUUGCACGCGACUUCUCUUAUGCAGGCGACUUGCAAAAUCCCGAGAACCCCUGGCAACCAACAGACAGCGCUGGCUGCAUUCUACAUUUCAGUAAGAUGAUGGUGGAUCGCAAAUUCAGAAGAGAUGACAAUCCGAUUUACAAAUCCGAUUCCCUGUCCAAAAUUAAAGAGUAUGGAAUUGUAUACGCUAAGACUCGUAGAAGCAACCCCGAAUCUUCGUCAGGUUCUGCAGAAAAGAAUAAAGAAAGCGGAAAAUUACGUGAUACUCUUCGAAAAGAACUGAAAGAAAAUUCAUUGAAACCACGUAAUAGUGAUCGUGGAAGUUGGCAAACAAGAACUGAGAGUCAUGGACAACAACAAGGAGAUAGUAAUAAGAAAGUAGAAUCACAACCGCCAGCAAAGAAGGUAGACAGCAGUGACAAAGUAAAAGCGCAUCCGCCAGGACAUUCACUAAGAAGAGCUGAACCACUCCAGAGUGUUGGAAAGAGAGCAGAAGCAAAGAAAUCGAGUAAGAAACCAGAUCCUCAAGUUGUUCCAUCUUCCUCACGCACUGGUGGAUCGGGGGCGACAUCCCGGCGCCAUGGAUAG